AGUUGCAGGCUGCACUACCGUUGGAAGCUGUUCGCCACAGGCUGUGGAUGAGGACGGAGGUCCGCGCGAACACAAGCUGCCCAGAAAACCAAUCAACAAAAGGACUUUGAAGUUGAGUUGAUGUUUCAUUUGGGAGCACUUCCCUCAACAUGAGGGUCCGUAUCUGACUUUGGAUUUUGAACACAGGCUGCCUUUUGCUAUAAGUUCAAUAUCCAUUUGCCAGCGUUUCGGCGAACAGAACUGGGCGCAAUUACGCACGGCGAGUACCAUGGCACCGAUUUUGGAUAGACGUGCUCCAGCUCUGCUCUUGGUUUGGAGCUACUGCGUAUUGGCGGAUACCGCUUUUACGAACUUUACUUUGGACAACGAGUUCCACUCCAGUUUCAUCCACCGUCGGCUGAAAAGCCAGGAGCGCAGAGAGAUGCAGCGGGAGAUCCUGUCGAUCCUGGGGCUGCCGCACCGGCCGCGACCCCACCUCCACGGAAAGCACAACGCUGCCCCGAUGUUUAUGUUGGACUUGUACAACGCCAUGUCCACAGAGGGCGACGAGGACAGAUACUCUUACCCGUACAAGCCCGUCUUCACCACCCAGGGGCCCCCAAUAGCCAGCCUGCAAGACAACAACUUCUUGAACGACGCAGACAUGGUCAUGAGCUUUGUCAAUUUGGUGGAGCACGAUAAGGAGUUCUUACCAGUGCGGCGGCAUCACCGAGAGUUCAGAUUUGACCUAUCACGGAUCCCGGAGGGUGAGGCGGUCACUGCUGCUGAGUUUCGUAUAUAUAAAGACUUCAUCCACGAACGUUUCGAUAAUGAGACCUUCCGCAUCAGCGUCUACCAGGUGUUGGAGGAACACUCUGAUAGGGAGUCAGACCUGUUUCUGCUGGACACUCGGGUGAUCUGGGCAGCAGAGGAGGGCUGGUUGGUGUUUGACGUGACAGCCACCAGUAACCACUGGGUCCUGAACCCUGGCAGGAACCUGGGUCUACAGCUUGCCCUGGAGAGCACAAACGGGGAGAGCAUCAAUCCUCGUGUGGCAGGGCUGAUUGGUCGCAGUGGGCCACAGAAUAAACAGCCCUUCAUGGUGGCCUUCUUUAAAGCCACUGAGGUGCACCUUCGAAGCAUCCGCUCAGCACAAGGGGGGGCCAAACAGCGUAACCCCAACCGCUCCAAAGGGACAAAGAGCCAAGAGGCACUGAGAGUGGCCAAUGUUGCAGAAAACAGCAGUACUGAUCAGAAGCAGGCCUGUAAGAAGCACGAGCUCUACGUCAGUUUCAGAGACUUGGGAUGGCAGGACUGGAUCAUCGCUCCUGAAGGAUAUGCGGCGUACUAUUGCGAGGGAGAGUGUGCCUUCCCGCUGAACUCCUACAUGAACGCCACAAACCAUGCCAUUGUGCAAACCCUUGUUCAUUUUAUUAACCCGGAGACGGUUCCCAAGCCUUGCUGUGCUCCCACACAGCUCCAUGCCAUCUCAGUGCUCUACUUCGAUGACAGCUCCAACGUCAUCCUCAAGAAAUACCGCAACAUGGUGGUCAGAGCUUGUGGCUGCCACUAGACUGUCAGCAUCUUUACAUAGAGACACACACAUAAUGCACACACACACAUGAGUAGAAAGGGCUUCUUCUUGCUGUCAGGCAGCAUUUGAAACAUUGAGAAUGGAGUACAAAAUGUACUACAUGUAUUUUAUGAACGUUCUGAGAGGUCAAGACAGUCUCCUGUAUGAAAGAUACUCUUGUUACAUUUUGUCCUGAAGUAAACCCGAUGUUGUGUGGCUCAACGGGGAUUUCAAUCCAUUUUAGACUCCUUGCCACAAGUGCACAGACACACACACACACACACACACACAAACAAAUAUGCACGCACAUACACCCACACCCACACACACACACACACACACACACACCACACACACACACACACACACACAAGAGCACUCAAGAGCAGCCGUGUCCACGGCAAACGGCGUUGGUCUGCCUCAGAUACCCUUCUCUCAACCGGAACUGUUGAAAGCCUCCUGGAUUACCUCAUGGCACCAAGCUAAUGAAGUAGCAGUAGAAACUUGGAAAUGCAUACAUAUACAUGCAUAAUUACACACACACACACACACACACACACACACACACACACACACACACACACACACACACUCUCACUUACGUUUGUGCUUUCUACUGUGCAUACAAGACAUUAAAAGCAGUGAUUGUACUGUAUAUUCAUUCACAGUCAACAACCUUUUGUUUAUUUCAAUAAUUGUUAUUGUAGUUGAUUCUUUUACUGUAGAUUUUAUUAUAUAAAUAUAUUUUUAUGACUAAGAGACCCGGAUGGAUGUUCUGAAUUUCUUCUAUGUACAAUACUGUGUAAAUACUUGUAAAACGUGUAUUUAUUUCCUAGAAUGUCACUUGGGUUUGUGUUUUCUCCUGUAUGUAAUGCUGCCUGUUUUCUUUCACACAACAGUACACACCAGUUGAGUUUAAACUCGAUAUGCCUCUCUCUGCCUCACAUGUACAUGAACGCUACACAGUGAUGGCGGAAGACAACUUAUGACAACUUGGACCUGUUUAAAUGUCGACAUAUUUCAUCAGUCAGAGCUGUUCCAUAUACAGUACCUAACGCACAGUUUUAUAGCAACAUUCAGAUGACCUGUCAGAGAGAGAGAGGGAGCUUUGCACGUGGAAUCUUGUUCUGUGUGCUAGACAUUUUCAGGUUUAUAUCCCUCUGCUGUAAUACAAUCUGUCAUAUUUAAAAGGUCUAUUUAUUGAGAGCUGGCUAAGAUGUUCUACAAUGUGCUCCGAUGUCUCAACCAUGUUUUACUGCUGAACUGGUACAACAAUAAACUGGGAGAAAAGCAAUAAAA
Molecule: messenger RNA, 2851 nt
Organism: Perca flavescens (yellow perch)
Lineage: Eukaryota; Metazoa; Chordata; Actinopteri; Perciformes; Percidae
Gene: bmp7b
Product: bone morphogenetic protein 7b
Exons: 7
Coding region: 269-1552 (427 amino acids)
Biological process (GO): BMP signaling pathway
Cellular component (GO): extracellular region
Molecular function (GO): growth factor activity; cytokine activity
Source: RefSeq, a predicted model, not a curated record